AUGACGAGAUAUACUACCACGAGAGUGGGGAAUCUAGCUGUCCUCCCCGAUAUACCAAUCUCGACGACAGCGAUUGUCAACAUUGAGGAUCUGCAGGUGGGAGACUCCGGAUCGGCCACUCCCGAGGAGAUCGAGAAACUCCAGCAGAUCAUUUGGAAAAAGCAACACCUCCUGAUCGACAAAGGGAACGCCUUACCUCCGGCGGCCAGGGGCGUCGUGUGUGACAUCGAUGUCGGGAACGCGAAACCUAUCGCUACCCACGCGAUUUCGGGAAAAAGUCGCAGCCUGAUCAAGGGCCUCCUAGCAGCCGAGAUCAUCCGACCCUCGACAUCACCAUGGGCCUCACAGACCGUGAUUACUCGCACGAGUAACGGCGUGGAUAUCAGGUUGUGCAUCGAUUACAAGCUGGUAAACAGCCUCACAAGGUUCAUGGUCUAUUCUAUGCCUCUGAUCAGCGAUCUGCUAGAGGACCUCGAUAAGGUGUUAUGGUAUUGCUCACUGGACAUGGCCAGUGGCUUCUGGGUUAUGCCCAUGACGGAUUGGGCUCGCAAUAUCUCAGCAUUUAUCACCCUGUUUGGACUAUUCGAAUGGAGUCGCAUGCCUUUUGGCCUAAAAUACCCCCAGAUCUACCAACGCCUCGUAGACAACGCGCUGUAUGGAUUUCCGAAAAUCCCGCGAUCAGGUGACGCACGGAAUACAACGGACAUUGUUCAGACAGGGAUCGCGGAAGGUCCUGACCGCGAGUCAGUGUUGAGACGAAGAUCAUACAUUGACGACACCAUGAUCACAGCGAAAUCGUGGAAUCAAAUGUGGAAAAGAGUGGAAGAUCUGUUGGAGGCUUGCGAUAAGUGGAGUUUAUCGAUCGGUGUGACAAAGAGCUUCUGGGACAUGGAUAAGGCCACCGAGUAUCGAUCGAAGGCCUAG
Messenger RNA from Phytophthora megakarya, 924 nucleotides. Lineage: Eukaryota; Oomycota; Peronosporomycetes; Peronosporales; Peronosporaceae. The record is from the annotation of a GenBank genome assembly.